Molecule: messenger RNA, 4197 nt
Organism: Ostertagia ostertagi
Lineage: Eukaryota; Metazoa; Nematoda; Chromadorea; Rhabditida; Trichostrongylidae
Source: the annotation of a GenBank genome assembly
AUGUUAUUCGUUCGUCGUGGGAUCAACCCAUUCCCUUUACAAUGGCCACAUAUUGUAUUUACGUCGCUGUUCAUUCCACUGCUAGUUAUUGCCAAUCAGGCAAACUUCGACUUAGAAAAGUCUCUAUCAACAUCAUGUGACCGACAUUGCUACAAUGGUGUGUGCUUAAAUGGCUCAUGCGUAUGUUCGAAGGGAUGGGUUGGAAGUCAGUGUGAUCACUGCUACGGGCGAAUCAAAGUAACUGAAAAUCAUAGCCAUCUUAUUGAUGGCCCCCUUGACUACAGUCCUUCUUCGAAAUGCACAUGGGUAAUAGAGAGCGAAAAGAAGGUUGGAGCUCCUUUGAAUAUACGACUUGAAAAUUUUCAAACGGAGUGUGGUUGGGACUUCGUGUACAUCUAUGAUGGUGAUGGCGUCUAUGGCGAACAACUUGCAGCUUUUUGUGGUGAACAAGAAGUGCAAGAGUUGAGCGCUCCAUCUGGUAAAGCGUUGAUUUAUUUCUUCAGUGAUUUGGCGAUGAAUUUAAGCGGGUUCAAUAUUACUUACGAGUUUGAAAGAUGCCCUUAUAAUUGCAAUUCUCAUGGGUCAUGUCGAGAUAGCCAGUGUAUCUGUGACCAAGGUUUUACAGGUGAUUUUUGUGAAAUGCGUGUUUGUACAAAAGACAAUGAGUCAGGACCUUGUUUGCAUGGAGGAAUUUGCAAAAAUUCUCGUUGCUCUUGUGCUGCUUCGUAUCACGGAGAUUCGUGUCAAACUCGAAACGAUCGGUCUGUAUGGGACCGUGUUCCAACCAAUAAAGCACCCGCUGGACGUGCUUCACACGCAUCUGUUAUUAUAGAUGACGUUAUUUGGAGCAUUGGAGGAGAGCACUUCAGUGGGGUAGUAUUCGAGGAUCCUGUUUUGUUCAACAUAACUUCUCGAUCAUGGAAAUCUAUCGUUGUAGGAGGAAAAGUUAAACCUGGUCCAAGAUUUGACCACACUCUAGUACGUUACAAGACAAAGCUGUUCAUGUACGGUGGUGUUAUUGAUAGGAAGAAUAUUACAAGUGAGCUUUGGAGUUUCGAUUUGCAUACAAAGGAAUGGCAUCAAGAAAACGGCGAGAACAGGAACUUAACGUUCCCUCCCCUAGCCGUUUCUGGACACACUGCGCAUGUGAUUGGCUCUGAAAUGUAUGUGAUCUUUGGCUAUCAUCCUGAGAUAGGAUUUGUUCAUAACGUCCAAAUUUACAAUUUCGAGACAGGAAAGUGGCGAUUUGGAAAUACAAAGGAUCAGGUAUAUGGGCGAUUUCGGCACACAUCUGUCCACUACAAAAUGGACUCGGGUGAUGCGAUUCUCGUGUACGGAGGUACUAUGUGGUCCAAUACUCAAAACAAUCUCACUGACAGUCUAAUGAGAUAUGACAUCAAGCACGAGAAGUGGGCAAAUCUACCUCCAUCUGGUGUACAACUUUUCCUGCAUACAGCAACCAUUCUGAACGGUCUAAUGAUUGUCGUUGGAGGAAAUGGAUAUAAUAUCAGUGAAUCUCGAACAAAGCAGGAAUGCUUUUCAUCAAUGGUUCAAGCGUACGAUAUAGCCUGCAAACAGUGGUUCAAUAUUUCUUCUGGCGAAACUCAGUUACGACGUUAUGGCCACACCGCCGUUGCAACAAAUUAUGAGCUGUACAUCAUUGGAGGAUUUAACGGGAGAAUGCUGAAUGAUGUGUGGCGCUUCUCUGCAGCUGAGUGCUCGUCUGCUACACGUCCAGAAGAAUGUCGAUCACUGAUUGAUGGAGUGAAAUGCAUAUUUACGGAUCGUGCCUGCGUGAGAUUCGAUCCGUUUGUUAGCUACAAGCAAUCUUUCUUGUCUUUUGUCAAGAACGAGUCACCGAAAUCGAUGUCUGAAUGCAGGAACACUGCACUGAGGCAAGCUUUGCAAAUAUGCGAGGAGCAGAAUGAUUGCAUGUCGUGCAUUUCUGAGCCUGGCUGUGGUUGGUGUCCAUCUGGAGACCAGUGUCUUCCAAGUGACGGCGAAUGCGUUGACGGACAGGUGAUGUUGACAGCUUGGGAGAAAUGCUCCAUGUCGCGAGAUCCUCCUCCACCGCGCCCUUGUGGAAUGGCAAAUGACUGUCGAAGCUGUAAAUUAUUGUCUCAUUGCAACUGGUAUGCAGUUGAAGGGAAGCCUGCUUGCAUUCCAUUAGAAGAUGAAAUUCUACUGAGAAAAGAGCAGCUGGAUCGUGAACUGGAUCGCGUCGCUUCCUCCAGCCUGCCGCUGCGAUUGCCUACUACGCCACCUCCGAUUCCUCCCGGUCAAAACCUCUCAUACUGUCCUCUGCCCUGUUCGUCACUACACACAUGCAGUGAAUGUCUACAAGAGCAAAAAUGCAUGUGGUGUCCAAGUACUAGCAGAUGCAUAAACAUGGAGGCGUAUGCUCUAUCUUUCGCUUACGGCCAGUGUCACUCUUGGGUUGCUGGUCAUGCACAUGGUUUUGCAUUCUCGAAAUCUUGCAGAAUCGAAUCUUCAAACUGUUCUUCGCACAAAACGUGUGCUGAAUGUCAACUGUCCCCCGAAUGUGGGUGGCUCGAUGAUGGUUCUCGUACAGGACUAGGCACGUGCACGCGGGGAUCAGCACGUGGUCCAUUGGAACGUUCACCAAAUUUUCAUCCUCAUCAGUGGUAUUUCAUCGACUGUCCAGCUUGUCAAUGCAAUGGUCACUCGAUGUGCAACGAGACACGCCAUACCCUAGGUGGAGUGCAAGAAGUUUGCGGUGAAUGUCAGAAUAACACUAUGGGAAAACAUUGUGAAAUCUGUGCUCCUGGAUAUCACGGUGAUCCUAGGAACGGAGACAAUUGUUCAGCUUGCCAAUGCAAUGGACAAGCGGACACCUGCGAUCAUAUCACGGGUUCCUGUCACUGCAGAACGAAAGGUGUAAGUGGAGCUAGUUGUGACCGUUGUGAUCAGAAGUACUAUGGACAACCGAAGAACGGAACUCCUUGUUAUUAUGAGCUGAGCGUUGACUUCAUUUUUACGUUCAAGUUGAAAAAUGAAGACAAGGAUAAGCAUGCCACUGAGAUUUAUCUAUUCAGCAUUCCUCAUAAGAAGGAUACGGAUGUGACCUUCCAAAUCAGUUGCGAUGGAGGAUCUCAGGCAAAUGUGGCGUUGAAUAUCACUUCUUCUUUAUUUGAGUCAACUCCCAGAAGAAUGAUGCUCAAUACUACUUGUGAUUCGAAAGGUUUCCGCCGGGUUUAUGUUGCAUCGGAUCCUGAUUAUGCUUAUGGAACCGAUGCAAAUACUACGUUCUUUGUCCGAGUUUUCAACUUUACAACUCCGAUUACAAUUCAAGUGUCCUUUGCACAGUCACCCCCUAUCAAUUGGGUAUUAUUCUUUGUGAUAUUUGCAGCCUGUUUCAUUGUGCUUUUGGUUGUUGCUGGUUUACUGUGGAUGAUUAAACUUCGAAUCGAGGUGUAUCGAAGAAAUCAACGACGAAUCGAUGAAAUUGAACACAUGGCGUCUCGUCCAUUUUCUUCAGUCAAACUCGAACUUACGAGCCCACACUGCUUUGCGGCAUCGGGCCCGGUUCAAGGACCGACACCUCUUUCCGUGGAGCCUUGUAGUAAUUACAAAUCGGGUAUUUUCACGCUUGCCGUACGCUUACCGACAGGUGGUCGUGCAACAACGCCAAACGGUACAUCAGGACUUGCGGUUGCUUCUGCAUUGUGUCUUUUAACACCUGCACAGCUGGGUGUCCGAGUUUUCAACUUUACAACUCCGAUUACAAUUCAAGUGUCCUUUGCACAGUCACCCCCUAUCAAUUGGGUAUUAUUCUUUGUGAUAUUUGCAGCCUGUUUCAUUGUGCUUUUGGUUGUUGCUGGUUUACUGUGGAUGAUUAAACUUCGAAUCGAGGUGUAUCGAAGAAAUCAACGACGAAUCGAUGAAAUUGAACACGCAUCGGGCCCGGUUCAAGGACCGACACCUCUUUCCGUGGAGCCUUGUAGUAAUUACAAAUCGGGUAUUUUCACGCUUGCCGUACGCUUACCGACAGGUGGUCGUGCAACAACGCCAAACGGUACAUCAGGACUUGCGGUUGCUUCUGCAUUGUGUCUUUUAACACCUGCACAGCUGGGUGUGCUCCAAGCCCCAGAUAACUCAGAAAAUCGUAACAAUCGGAAAACUACUCUUCGGAGCUAUAUCCCUUUCUUACGAACCAGAUUGAAUGAUUCUGCCUGA